AUGCGAGACGACCUCGAAACAGAACUCUUAAACCCCGAAGAAUACGGACGACACUUUGAAGGUAAAUCUGUCACUACUGGCUGUCUCACUGGUUCGGUCUCCUCUUAUUCCAAUACAUCCAUACUGUCAGGUGAUAUUAUUCUGUUUCCCGAGCAAGCGAAACAGAUCUACGAGAACGCCUUGAAAACAGGCCAACGGCGGGUGAAACGAAAGUUUAUUGGAUCGGAUCUCCGUCGAUGGGAUCCGACGCGUCCCAUCAUUUACAGUUUUGACGGAUCACACACGUCACGAGAACAGCGGAUCAUCGAAUUAGCUUUGGAGCACUGGCACAACAUCACCUGCUUGAAUUUUGUGCGAAACGACAACGCCAACAAGGGGAAUCGCAUAGUGUUUACUGAUGUCGACGGAUGUGCGAGCAACGUUGGGAGGCACCCUCUUGGUGAAGAGCAGUUGGUAUCGCUGGCACCAGAAUGCAUUCGGCUGGGUGUAAUCGCUCAUGAGGUGGCCCACGCGCUCGGAUUCUGGCAUGAACAAUCACGACCUGAUCGCGAUCAGUUUGUGAACGUCCGAUGGGAGAACAUCGACAAGGAUUCCAAAGGACAAUUCCUCAAGGAGGAUCCUGACGAUGUGGAUAAUGCCGGCGUGCCCUACGAUUACGGUAGCAUAAUGCAUUAUAGAAGUAAAGCUUUCUCACGUUAUGAUGAUCUCUAUACCAUAAGCACCUUCGUCACCGACUAUCAGAAAACCAUAGGACAACGCGACCAAUUGUCCUUCAACGAUAUCCGACUGAUGAAUAAGAUCUACUGUAGCAACGUGUGCUCACGCAAACUACCAUGCCAGCGUGGAGGAUAUACGGAUCCACGAAGGUGUGAUCGGUGUAGAUGUCCAGACGGGUUCACCGGGCAGUUUUGUGAGCAGGUGAUGCCAGGGUAUGGCGCAGUUUGUGGAGGAAGAAUUCAGGUGAACAGCGGAUGGACGAGAUUCAGCAGUCCAGGUUAUCCCCGUGAAUUCAAAGAAGGCCAAGAGUGUUCAUGGCUUCUUGUUGCUCCACCUGGACAAGUUGUGGAGAUGCAGUUCAUUGGAGAGUUUGAGAUGUAUUGCAAGGUCAGACACUCCCUUUGCAUGGAUUAUGUCGAAGUGCGAAACUCAACGGAUUUCGCGAAUACAGGAAUGAGGUACUGCUGUUACGGCACACCGAGCACGAGUAUUCGUUCAGCGACCACUGAUUUGGUAGUGCUGUUCCGUAGUUUCUAUCGAGGCGGUCGAGGAUUCGAGGCACGAGCUCGAGCUCUGCCCGCAAAUGGUCAGUGGGCAUCGUGGACACCCUGGACACCCUGCACGGCCAGCUGUGGAGCAUGUGGUUCACGGAUGCGGACUCGCGUCUGCCCGCAUGGAGCAUGCCCCGGGGAGCCAGUGGAGAAUCAAGUCUGCAACACCCAUCCAUGCAAUGGACUCUGUGCACACAAGAAAACAGAGGAUGGCGAAUGUGGUGGCUUUUUAGCCUUACUCAGAGGAGUAAGGUGUAAGCAAGAGCGGACAGUGAUGGAGCCAUGUGAGAAUGCUUGUUGUCCAGGGUUUUCCGUUAUUGGUGGUCGCUGCGUGCGGUGA
Molecule: messenger RNA, 1608 nt
Organism: Haemonchus placei
Lineage: Eukaryota; Metazoa; Nematoda; Chromadorea; Rhabditida; Trichostrongylidae
Source: the annotation of a GenBank genome assembly